CCGUCGCCGUUCGCCGUGUCGCCGUUCGCCGUGUUCGCUCUUCGCUGUAAAUGCUUAACGUUCUGUCGCAAAGCCAACGGUAAAACGCUCAAUUGUUAUCGAUAACCGCUGCGCAAGUGCAACAGGCUUGGAAAAUGUGUCAAUAAUUGUUAAAAUAUUGUUGUCUGAAAUGGAUAACGCCUCGCCUGCGCAGGACAAUCAUCGCGGCUCGGUGUCCUCCAACAAAUCACUGGACAUACCCAUAACGCCGUCGCGCUCACCCAAAAAGGUCUCCUUCUCCGACGAGCUGCCCGGCGGCAGCAGCCUCGGCAGCCGCAGCAGUAGCCAGAGCAGCUCGGAGCCAAGCGGCGUUAGUCACGUGCUGCAGCAGGCCGUCCAGUAUCUGGAGCGUUUGCACGGCGCACGCGAAUAUCCCGCCGAGGAUGCUGUCAGCAGCGUUGAGCAACAGCUGCCGCCACCCGCUGUGCUCGACUUGGAUGCCCAAUCCGUGCAGCUGAGCGUUAGCAGCGGCGCCGCCGCCGUUGCCGCCGCCGCUUCGCCUAGCAUACUGAUUGCGGAACCAGGUGACGCUGCCAAUGAUUACGCGAAUGGCAAGCAGGAAGCGCCGCAUGAGCCGCAAUCGCAUUUGUACAUGGAGCGAUACAAGCUUAAUUUAGAUAAGAACUGCAGCUCCAUGGAGCUGGAGGCGCGACGCGAAAAACAACGCUGGCUCUUGAUAUCGGAGUGCAGCGCCCGCUUUGGCGAGGGCAAACACACACGUGAGGCAUUCCGCAAGCUCUUCCUAGAUGAGGAAUUUCAGCAGAAACUCUUUCAACUGUUCGAUCUGGAGCGCAAUGGAUAUUUGCUGCAAGAUCGCUGGAUCGAGCAUCUCAAGGGGCGACUCACCGACGAUCGCCAAAUGGACUUUGCGGAGCAAAUUGAAUCUGUGGCCUAUGUCAUCUGCGGCGAGAAGAGCCAAGUGAGCUUCAAGAACUUUCGCGAUAUCUGGCAUACGCGGGGGAUUCUGGAUAAGCUCUACCGCCUCAUCGAUAUCGAUGGCACCAAUCUAAUCUCAACGAACCAGGUCAUGGAGUUUAUAUCGCAUCUAACCAACUCCAGACCCCGCACGGGCUUUGACAAGAGCUCGCUGGCGCGCUUGGAGCAGCUCUUUCGUAAUACUGUGGGCAACGAGCAGGAGAUACGACGCGAGGAGUUCCAAAAAAUUGUUACAUCCAAGAAUCCCUUUUUUACGGAGCGCGUUUUUCAAAUAUUCGACAAGGAUAAUUCGGGCUCAAUAUCGCUGCAGGAGUUUAUAGAUGCCAUACAUCAGUUCUCGGGGCAAUCGGCUGAUGACAAGAUACGUUUUCUCUUCAAGGUCUACGAUAUUGAUGGUCUGUACCAGAUUAUUCCAGUGAGAUUCCUUGAUCCUUAUCCCUUAUCAUAUGUUCUAGGUGAUGGUCUUAUACAGCACAAGGAGCUGCACGAUGUGAUUCGGCAUUGCAUCAAGGAGAACGGCAUGGAGUUCUCCGAGGAUCAAAUCGAGGAUCUAACCAGCGCCAUGUUCGAGGACGCCGAUCCGCACAACAGCGGCGAGAUUACCUACGAGGCGCUCAAGAAUCAGCUGCACAAGCACGGCGGUCUGCUCGAGAACCUUAGCAUUACCAUUGAUCGCUGGCUGGUGCCCAUUGCGGAGGAACCGCCGUCUGGCAAAUCUUCGCGACUGUGGCACACAAUACCUCACCAGCUGACGCUGGCCUAUAUGAAGAACAAUCAGGUGUUUGUCACAUAUUUAUUCUUCUACAUCGCCGUCAAUCUGUGCCUGUUCAUCUCCCGUGCCAUACAGUAUCGCGCCAGCAAUGGCUUUGUGAUCAUAGCCAGAGCUUGUGGUCAAUGUCUAAACUUCAACUGCGCCUGGGUUCUGGUGCUGAUGCUGCGGCAUUCGCUGACCUACCUGCGCUCGCGUGGCCUGUCCUCGUUUCUGCCGCUUGAUCAUCAUGUCUAUCUGCACAAGCUGACGGGGAUAACCAUCUCAGUUCUCAGUCUGGUGCACACCAUAAUGCAUCUGUUCAACUUCUCCAUAAUUGUGAUUAACGAUCCGCUGAUCAAUGCCGGCCAUUUCACCAUCGGCGAGUGGCUGCUGACGGAUCGUCCGGGUCUGUUUGGACUGAUACCGGGCUGUGCCAAUCCGACGGGCGUCGCUCUGCUGGCGAUUUUGAUUGUGAUGUUCGUGUGCUCGCAGCCGUUUGUGCGGCGCAAGGGCAGCUUUGAGGUGUUCUAUUGGACGCAUCUGCUGUACGUGCCCUUCUGGAUAUUGACGCUCUUCCACGGGCCCAACUUCUGGAAGUGGUUCAUGCUGCCCGGCCUCGUUUACAUUGUGGAGCGUGUGCUGCGCUUUGUCUGGAUGCGCGGCGAGCACGGCAAGACCUACAUCAGCUCCGGCCUGCUGCUGCCCUCCAAGGUCGUACAUUUGGUCAUCAAGCGACCCUUCAAUUUCAACUUUCGACCCGGCGACUAUGUCUUUGUCAAUAUACCCGCCAUUGCCAAUUACGAGUGGCAUCCGUUUACCAUCAGCUCGGCGCCCGAACAGGAGGAUUACAUGUGGCUACACAUACGCACCGUCGGCGAGUGGACGAAUCGCCUCUAUCGCUACUUCGAACGCGAGCAACAGAAGCUGCACCAGGGAGAGCUCAACCAGCACAUGCACGCCAUACCCACGCCCAGUUUCAUGCUGCUGAACGAGGCGCGCAAUCCGGCGCUGGCCGAGAAGUCCAGGCCCACGACGACACCGCAAACGGACUUCCUAGCACGCAACCUGGCGGGCAGCAGCAGCCGGGUCGACCAGCUGCCGCCGGAGCGACCGCCACGACAGCAUCGCAAGCUGACCGCAGCAGCUGCCGCCCCGUUGGAAGCUAACGCUGCUCCGACGGGCGUUAAUCGCAUUAGGAGCAUCAAGAAAACGCUGCAGCGCACCUUCUCGCGCAAGGAGUCCGCCGACCCGAAGAGCAAGCCCAACCAGGUCGCGGGCAUAGCCAAUGGCGCCUUCGUGGGCGAUGGCAAUGAGCGCGAGGAUUUGAGCCUCAAGCAGCGGCCGCUCGAGAAGAGCAUCUCGCUGCCGGACAUCAGCAUGAAGAGCAAGAAACGCAGCCGGCUCAAGGCCCUGCGCGCCUUGGGCCGCUCCGAGUCGGAGCGUGCCUUUGACGACAAGCGCCUGCGACGCGCCCGCAACAGCAGCGUGGGCUUGGCCUAUCUGAGUCCGCAGAACAAGUCGCUGGCGCAGAGUUUCCGCUACAUGCGCAACAAGCCCACGAUCAUAGCCUUCAAGACGCCCAGCCUGGAGCUGAGCGAGCUGCAGCAGCAGACGCCGGCCGAGGGCAAUGGCGCCUUGGAAGCCAGCAGCGCUGCGGAGCUGGGUCGUCUGAGCCGAGCGGAGAGCGGCGCCGACAGGCAGCAGCAUCAGCUGAUGCGGCUCAGUCUGGCCACGGAGGACAAGCCGCUCGAGGAUAACACAUACACGGGCACGGGCACGGGCAGCAGAAAGUCGCGCUUGCGUCGUCCCACAUUUCUGCGCACAUUGUCCACAUCCCUAACAAAUCGUGGCGCGGGCGGCGGCGGCGGCGGUGGCAGCUCCACAACUAACAGCGGUAGCAAGGUCACACUCGAUGCGGGCGUCAUGGAGAUCUUCAUUGAUGGCCCUUACGGCGCACCCUCGAGCCACAUCUUUGGGGCACAGCAUGCGGUGCUCAUUGGCACAGGAAUUGGCGUUACGCCCUUUGCGUCCAUUUUGCAGUCGAUUAUGCAUCGGUAUUGGAAGGCACGUCACAGCUGUCCGCGCUGCCAGUUCGAGUGGGCCAGCGAGAUACCCAAAUCUGUGAUGAAUCUGCGCAAGGUGGACUUUUUCUGGAUCAAUCGGGAUCAGCGCUCGUUCGAGUGGUUCGUCAAUCUGCUCUCCCAGCUGGAGAUUGAGCAGGCCGAGCUGGGCGGCGCCAUGGAACGCUUCCUGGACAUGCACAUGUACAUCACCAGCGCGCUGCAGCGCACGGACAUGAAGGCGGUGGGUCUGCAGCUGGCGCUGGAUCUGCUCCACGAGAAGGGCAAACGUGAUCUUAUUACCGGCCUGAAGACGCGCACCAAUGCGGGUCGACCCAACUGGGACAAGGUCUUUAAGCAGCUGCAGGCACAGCAGAAGGGCAAGGUGACCGUAUUCUAUUGCGGGCCGCCGCAGCUGGCCAAGACGCUGCGCGUCAAGUGUGACCAAUACGGAUUCGCCUUUCGUAAGGAGUGCUUUUGAGUUCCCCAACAUCCAUAUCCAUUACCCAUCCCUCCAUCCAUUCCUCUCAGGCUCCUCUCACUGUGCUCCACGUUCUCAGCUCAUGUCAUUGUCAAUUGGGUUUUGGGUUUUAUUGAUAUAGUUUUUCGAUUUUCUAUAUAUUUAUUCGUCAUGUGUUUUGUUGCCUCAUUCGCUAUGCGUGUGUCCCAAGCUUGUAAAUAUCUCUCUCUUAUUAUAAUAAUAAUAAUAAUAAUAAAAAAAAAAAUUGUUACUCUAAAUGUGGCUGACGGUUGCCUCGUCCAAUA
Molecule: messenger RNA, 4551 nt
Organism: Drosophila montana
Lineage: Eukaryota; Metazoa; Arthropoda; Insecta; Diptera; Drosophilidae
Gene: Nox
Product: NADPH oxidase
Exons: 13
Coding region: 170-4267 (1365 amino acids)
Biological process (GO): superoxide anion generation; defense response
Cellular component (GO): plasma membrane; NADPH oxidase complex
Molecular function (GO): superoxide-generating NAD(P)H oxidase activity; calcium ion binding
Source: RefSeq, a predicted model, not a curated record